UGUGAGUUGUCGUGUCUGGUUAUUUACGACUUGCUAUACGAGUUCGACAGAAUUCAAUAGUUUAUAACACGAGACAAAUGGAGUAAUAUAUAAAUAAUUUAUUCAAAACUCGACUUACCAGCCAUGUCAUGCUAGGCAAAGCCUUCAUCCUCCACAGACUCAAAAGUUAUACCAAUAUUGACUACACAUUGUAUGGUUAUCUCUUACAAUUAUGCAAAGAACAUUGCUUGAUUCGUCAAGGCAAACAGCUCCAUGCUCGUCUUGUUCUUUCUUCAACGAUCCCAAGCAACUUCCUUGCUUCAAAACUCAUCAAUUUCUACUCAAGAAAUGAACAUUUGAAAGAAGCACACCAUGUGUUUGAUGAAAUACCUGAGAGAAAUACAUUUUCUUGGAAUGCCCUUCUAAUUGGUUACUCUUCUAAGAAUUACCAUGUAGAAACUCUAAAGUUGUUUUCUUUGUUUUUAUCUGAGAAUUUUGAGACACCCCAUGUGAAGCCUGAUAAUUUUACAGUGACUUGUGUGUUAAAAGCUGUUUCUGGGGUGUUGGGGGACUCUGUUUUGGCUAAGAUGAUUCAUUGUUAUGUUUUAAAAAAUGGGUUUGAUUCAGAUGUGUAUGUAUUGAAUGGUUUGAUUGAUUCUUACUCGAAAACGGGUGAUUUGGUAUUGGCGAAAAAUGUGUUUGAUGAAGUUCCUGAAAGGGAUGUAGUGUCGUGGAAUUCGAUGAUAUCGGGUUAUUUUCAAUGUGGGUUUUAUGAGGAAUGCAAAGGAUUAUAUAGAGAAAUGCUGCAUUUAGAAAAGUUUAGACCUGGUGGGGUUACGGUGGUGAGUGUUCUACAAGCUUGUGCACAGUCGAAUGAUCUUAUGUUAGGAAUGGAAGUUCACCGGUAUGUUAUAGAAAACGGGAUUGAACUUGACAUUGCAGUUUAUAACUCGAUUGUUGCACUGUAUUCAAAAUGUGGUAGCUUGGACUACGCAAGAAAGCUUUUCGAAGAGAUGGAUGGGCCGGAUGAGAUAACUUAUGGUGCAAUGAUUUCAGGCUACAUGAUUUAUGGAUUUGUUGAUCAAGCUGUUAAUUUUUUUCAAGAAAUUGAUAAACCGUGUCUGAGUACUUGGAAUGCUGUGAUAACAGGUCUAGUACAGAAUAAUUUGUACGAGCAAGCUUUAGAGUUCGUUCGAAAGAUGCAGUUAUCAGGUGAUCAGCCUAAUGCCGUGACUCUCUCGAGUAUUCUUCCGGGAAUUUCCGAUUUAUCAUUUGCAAAAGGAGGAAAAGAAGUGCAUGCCUAUGCCAUAAAGAGUGAUUGUAAUCAAAAUAUCUAUGUCGCUACUGGAGUUAUUGAUACCUAUGCAAAACUGGGGUUUAUACAAUCAGCAAGGCGAGUUUUUGAUCACACGAACGAUCGGAGUGUCAUUAUUUGGACGGCAAUUAUCUCAGCGUAUGCUAACCAUGGAGAAUCCAAGGCUGCACUUGAUCUAUUUAAUGUGAUGCUGAGUCAUUGCAUAAGGCCAGAUUCUGUUACAUUUACUGCUGUAUUGGCAGCCUGUGCCCAUUCAGGACUGAUUGAUGAAGCUUGGAGAAUUUUUGAGUUGUUGGAGAAAUAUGGAAUUCAGCCUUCGGAUGAACAUUAUGCUUGCAUGGUGGGGGUUCUAAGUCGAGCAGGAAAGCUAUCUGAAGCAGUUGAUUUCAUCAGAAAGAUGCCAAUCGAACCAAGUGCAAGGGUUUGGGGUGCACUACUUAAUGGAGCUUCAGUAUUUGGUGACGUUGAUAUUGGUAGAUUUGCAUGUAGUCAUUUGUUUGAAAUAGAGCCUGAAAAUACUGGAAACUAUACCAUCAUGGCAAAUUUAUAUUCAAAAGCUGGUAGAUGGGAAGAAGCUCAGGAGCUUAGGAAGAACAUGAAAAUUCUUGGAUUGAAGAAGAUUACUGGUAGUAGUUGGAUGGAAACAUGUCAAGGCUUAAAAAGCUUUGUAGCAACAGAUGAAUCAAAUGAGAAGUCUGGAGAGGUUUAUGGGGUACUGGAAAGAUUGCUUGGUUCGAUGAGGGAUGACGGUUAUGUGAUUAUGGAUGAAUUUAAGGAGGAAACCAUGUGACGAAUCUGCUGCGAUGAGCAAGAGGUUGCCGGCUAAGUAGUUUUCUAGGCCAUGCAAGCAAGACUACAGGGUUGCCAUCAACUCUCUUGUGUCAUUAUUCAGAAGAAUGCCUUGUCUUAUCGUGAUGAAGUAGACAGUCAUUUAGCAAGCAUAAUACUCUUCCUGUAAUGAUAGCCUGAAGUCAUUCUGUGCCUCUGUGGUAACUCAAGACGCAACAUUCAAGCGGUAAAAGUGCUCAAGAAAUAAUUCAAAUGUGGUUUAGAUGUCUAACUGGUAAACAAAGAGACACGUUCAAAAGGACAAACCGAAACCAGAGAGUAUUUCGGUGUAAACACUUUAUGAUCCCCUGGGAAAAGUAUUUGUUUUUCAGUUGAUGAAAUACUUUGGAGAGAGGAUCACCAGCUUCUGGAAGGCCUUUUUGGAGGCCUAGCAGUAGAUAGUCUGUUGCUGCAUCGACACACCCAUCUCAACAAUUACAAUCAUUCAUCCAAGUGACUGAUGCAUCAGAUAGUUCGUGAUCCUAAAGCGCUGUCUACAUGCAACCUAACAAGUAUAAAGAUCUCAGCUUUUAAUGCAGGGAAUGUUGCACAAGUAGUAUUUACCAUUCUCUUUCAGAAGAAGAUGCACAAAGCCCAAAAAGCAGCUGUGAGAGAUGAAAAGGGUAAGUGACAAGAGCCCUUGAUAAGUGCAAGCUACAGUGGGGAAUAACUUCCAACCUAACUAAAUUAUUACAACUUUGUUUGUAGGGCCAAAAGGUGUACAUAUUUUUCCAUGAAUGGGCCAAAUUGAUAUUUUUGCUCUUAUGCUUGUUGUUUUUCACCAUGUUGUUAAACAAGAGAUAAUGAAAAGAAAGGAAUUAUUGUAGUUGUAUAAAAUGGACACAUGCUUCUGGACAAAGGCCAAUAUUCCCAGUCAUUCCCUUCCAUUCUACUCUACCUAACUCAUCUCCCUAGGCUUUUCCAAAACCACAUCUUUACUUAAUAAUGCAUCUUUCAUUAUUACUUUCUUGUUAACCUGUCUGGUUCAACUUGUGUGCACCUCGACUAAUCCAUGGUGUACCAGCUACCUCCCACUAGUACAAGUACGACUGUACCAGAUAACUAUGUCCACCAAGACUUGGUCAGAUGAGAUUUUACCUCCCCGCCCCAAAAAAAGAACUAGAAAACUAGUACUGAUACUUGGGAUCUUCAAUUGAUUGUGUGAAAGCCCACAUGGCUGUGUUUACUCUAUUUUAGUCUAAAAGUGAUUGCACCCUAUAGGUUACAAUCCAUGUUCCUCUUUUUCUUUUGCCUUUACUUUUUCCUUUUCUAUAGAACUCUUUGCUUUAGCUAAAAGUUUUAGAAGAACAACUUUUGUUAAUUGACUAACCAUCAUUGCUAGCUUUGUUUAACAAUUUAUUUAAUCUCCUUUUUUGGGUGUUGUUUGCCACAAUAUCAAUAAGUUUACUCCUUGUCCUAAAAGGAAAUUUCUUUUUCAUAUUUAUAAACAAUUAUAUUCUCAUUUUAUCGUUUAUGACCACAUAAAUAUCUAAGCUUUGUUUUGAAAUAUAAUUUUGAGAAGUCUCCGUUUUAGUUUGAUCAUAGAUUCUGAAGUUGAAACUUUGACAUGAAAAUUUGAGUUUUUUCAACUUCAGAAGUCUUCGCUCUAAUUCGAUCAUAUAUUUUGAAGUUUAAACUUGGUACAAGAAUACUUGAAUUUUUACAAUAAUUUCACAAAGUCUUCGCUCUAGUUUGACCAUAAUUUACAUGAAUAUUUGAGUUUUUGACGUUGUAUAUAGACUUGUGUUUUCUUUGGGGGGUUGUGGUGGUGGUGGAAUUGUUUUGUGAUGAAGAUAGAUUUUCAAAAUCUGAUGAAAUUUUGUGGUCAAAUACUCAUUUCUUUUUUAAUCUCCACACAUAAUCAAACUAUACCACAUAAAUUUCGACAGAAAAAAUCAUAUACAUAUUUUCACAUAGAUCUAUAAUAACAAUCCUAUGUGAUUUGUCCAAGCAAUUUGAGUCCCUAUAAAUCCCACACAUCCCAAAAACUCCCAAAA
Solanum lycopersicum (tomato) is the source of this 4119-nucleotide messenger RNA. RefSeq names its product pentatricopeptide repeat-containing protein At2g37310. Gene Ontology annotation, cellular component: intracellular membrane-bounded organelle. The record is from RefSeq and is a predicted model, not a curated record. NCBI's taxonomy places the organism in Eukaryota, Viridiplantae, Streptophyta, Magnoliopsida, Solanales, Solanaceae. Gene Ontology annotation, molecular function: protein binding; RNA binding. Gene Ontology annotation, biological process: RNA modification.